Penicilliopsis zonata CBS 506.65 is the source of this 1362-nucleotide messenger RNA. RefSeq lists its product as hypothetical. The record is from RefSeq and is a predicted model, not a curated record. NCBI's taxonomy places the organism in Eukaryota, Fungi, Ascomycota, Eurotiomycetes, Eurotiales, Aspergillaceae. The transcript is spliced from 5 exons. Bases 121 to 1284 code for a protein of 387 amino acids.
AGUCAUCAGCACCACGACAAGCGUCAGGAUAUUGUCGGCUCUCGUUUCGUUUCUGUGCGGGGGAAUCGAUUUCACGAUGGACGUUGCAGCUUCUUGAAAACCGCCGAUCCCUGUUGAACUAUGGACAGCCAUCUCUCCUUCGAAUCCCUCCGCGCGCAAUUCCCACCCCACAUCGAGCCUCGAGUCUGGGUGAUUACGGCUGGCGACUCGCCAAUUGGUAUUUCAGUCGCACGGCAGAUUCUUACGCAUGGUGACUCAGUGUUACUUGGUCUCCUGGCGUCAGAUUUUGCCCGGGAUGAGUGCCGCCGCGAUGGAUUCGACGUCUUCUUGGCCGAGGUCGAGGAACACCGCGCAGAGGGAUGGACGGAACGAUUGAAGACGGCGACUCUGGAUACCAGGAUGAUGGGAGAAUGUCAAGCUGCAGUGGCAGAAGCAGUGGCUACGUUUGGCAGGGUAGAUAUUCUUCUCUGUUGCACGAGUCAAGCCAUCAUUGGCACCGUGGAGGAGCUCGCUGCCUCCCAGCAGACGAUGAAUCUAGUGCGAGAUCAAUUCGAAACCAACUAUUUCGGACCUCUCAAUAUCGUCAAAGCGGUGCUGCCCCAUAUGAGGCGGCAAAAGUCCGGCCAUAUUAUGAUUCUUUCUGGCAUCACGGCGCAUCUCGGCACUCCCGGGCUCUCGAUGUAUUGCGCGGCGGGCUGGGCUCUCGAAGGAUUCUGUGAUAGUCUUGCCUACGAAAUCGCCCCCUUUAAUAUCAAACUUAGCAUCCUACAAUGCAGCAUCGAAAUCGGCAUUCUCACCAACCUGGUGACAAGUGUGCCUCCAAUUCUACCGGCUUAUUCGAUAGGUGCCAACCAGGCACCUUUGUUCCGCGGAAUCCUCGAUCGUCUGAUCCCUCGCCUUCCGGCCGGGCAGCCAGAGGACACAGAGAACAACGGCAACAUGGAAACAACGGACGGGAUAAAGAGUACUCAAUCCGCCAGGCCCGGGGAAACCGGGCCCUUUUCCGCGCCAAGGGUUGUGUCCAUGUAUCCUCCGCUCAGCCCUGCGCACUUUGAGGCCCUAGUCACUGAGACAGUCUACGCGAUCACAGCCAUCGGUGGGCAUGAGAACCCGCCAUCCCGUCACAUCGUGGGCCAGGAAGGAGUAGCGAGCGUCAAGGAGAAGCUGAAGACGGUCAGCGAGGAGCUGGAGGAUUUCAUCCAGGCGAGCUUUGCUAUCGAUAUUGCUGCUGAUACCGAUCAGUAUAGAUUGCCAAAGGAAGAUGGAGCCUUGAAUAGCAUAUAACGAGGGUAUAAGAUAAGAGUUCAGCGUCUAUCGUAUGUCUAGUAGACGAAUUACAUUAUAUUAACCUUUAAUACUGGC